Molecule: messenger RNA, 1632 nt
Organism: Leptosia nina
Lineage: Eukaryota; Metazoa; Arthropoda; Insecta; Lepidoptera; Pieridae
Source: the annotation of a GenBank genome assembly
AUGCUGGUUCUCUUCGAAACCCCGGCGGGGUACGCUAUUUUUAAGUUGUUGGAUGAGUCAAAAUUAUCUGAAAUAGAUAAUGUUUAUCAAGAGUUCAACACACCAGAGGGGGCUGCUUCAGUGGUAAAGCUGAAAAACUUUAUAAAAUUUGAAGAUACAACUGAAGCUCUUGCUGCAACAACUGCAGCUAUAGAGGGAAAGAUUUCUAAAACACUAAAGAAAGCUCUUAAAAAGUAUGUCAGCAAAGACAUACAGGAUCAACUGCUCGUUGGAGAUGCAAAGUUAGGAAAUGCUAUCAAGGAGAAAUUUAACUUACAAUGUGUAUCAAAUAGUAAUGUGCAGGAAUUGAUGAGGUGUAUCAGAUCGCAAAUGGAUAGCCUUUUGACUGGUCUACCAAAGAAGGAAAUGACUGCUAUGGCUCUUGGUUUAGCCCACUCCCUCUCUCGAUACAAGUUGAAAUUCUCCCCUGACAAAAUUGACACUAUGAUUGUCCAAGCACAAUGUUUACUGGAUGAUUUAGAUAAGGAAUUAAACAACUAUGUUAUGAGAUGUCGCGAGUGGUACGGCUGGCAUUUCCCCGAGCUAGGAAAGAUUAUCACAGAUAAUACGCUCUUUGUUAAAAUCGUCAAACUAAUGGGUACUAGGGAUAAUGCAGCAAGUACGGACUUAUCAGAUAUCCUACCAGAGGAUUUGGAAGAGAAGGUCAAGGAAGCGGCUGAAAUCUCUAUGGGAACAGAAAUAUCGGAUGAUGAUAUUAUGAAUAUUCAGAAUUUAUGUGAUGAGAUAAUUAACAUAACCGACUAUAGGACACAUUUAACAGACUACUUGAAGGCAAGGAUGAUGGCAAUGGCACCAAAUCUCACUGUGUUAAUUGGGGAACAUAUAGGAGCUAGAUUAAUUGCACAUGCUGGUUCUCUGAUGAACCUGGCUAAACACCCAGCCUCCACAAUACAGAUAUUUGGUGCCGAGAAGGCUUUAUUUAGAGCUUUAAAGACUAAAAAAGACACUCCUAAGUAUGGUUUGAUCUAUCAUGCACAAUUAGUUGGUCAGUGCAGUACGAAGAACAAAGGUAAAAUGUCCAGAAUGCUAGCGGCAAAGGCGGCGUUGGCUACGCGCGUGGACGCCUUUGGUGAUGAAGUGUCUUUUGAACUUGGUGCUGAACAUAAAGUGAAGUUGGAGAACAGAUUAAGGCUACUAGAGGAAGGAAACUUGAAAAGGUUGAGUGGAACUGCCAAAGCUAAAGUGAAGUUUGAGAAAUACCACAGUAAAACCGAAGUGCAUCAUUACCCCACAGCGGGUGACAGCACCCUGGGUCAGAAGCCAAUCAAGAGGGAACAUUCGCCUGAUACGGAGGCACCCACCAAGAAGAUCAAGCUGGAAGAUGGUGCUGAAGAUGUCACACCAAAAAAAAAGAAACCAAAAACAGAACCCGCCGAUGAAAUAGAUGGUCAGUUGAACGGCUCGGAACCAGUCUCCGAGAAGAAGAAGAAAAAGAAGAAAAACAAACAGUCACUUGAGGCAGAAGCAGAAAUUAAGGAAGAAGAGGUUAAACUAGAAGAAAAUGUGGAAGUGAAGACACCGAAAAGUGAGAAGAAGAAGAAAAAGAAGAAGUCAAUGUCUGAAGAUGCAUAA